UGAUUACAACAACUCCAUUGUCAAAAACUCAUCUUUGAAGAUGAGUGCCGCACUUCCUGACGAUAUUUUCCACCUUUUGUGUGAAGAACUUGCUGUUCAAAAAGAUUUUGACACGCUCUUCGCCUGUGCUUGUGCAGGCAGAAUACUAGCCGUGCCAGCACUUACGAAUUUGUACAGAUCACAUCACUUGGCUCCCAUAAUUGGUGGCGGAGAAGAUGAAGCUGUGCCUUUUGUAACGAAACAAUUGCUCGUUCUCAAAUGGUCAAUCCUCUGGAAGUCUAUCAUAGCAUCAAGUUUGAAUGCAACUCUAUUCCCCUACUGUCGCUAUAUAAAGCAUUUGGAUUUUCGAGACCUCCAGAAUCUGUUCUAUGAUGACAAAUUUAGGGGCAAAGUUUCCAACCAAUUCUUUUCCGGGCCGUUGUCAAGAUUUCACAUGACGGAGAGAGUGUCUCGGGGCAAGCGCAAUUUUGAUGUACUAAACGUCGUACCCAUUUUGGAUGCCAUUGGGGAGGAAGUUACAAAGCAUACGCCCAUGAUUGAAGUUAUCAGUGGUAAAUUGGUUUCAUCUGCCUUGGUCCGAUGGGCACCACGAAUUCCUCGCCUUCAGACGCUAGAGCUUGAGGAUGGCGUACCACUCGAGGAUGAACUGGUACAUGCUUCAAUACAGCAGCACUGUCCUCAUUUUAGUUCCCUUAGUAUAUUCGGAUGGGCAGCUCAAGAGCGUGAUCACAAACUAUCCACAUUUCUCAGCGCACUGAGGCCACAAUCACUGAGGUCAUUGGAAACCAUUCGCGAUAUUGGUGUUGGAGCCGAAACAUUCCUCGCCUUGAGUACUCACAGCAAAUCACUGAAAGAACUCGAACUUUGCAUAUCUGAGGACGCAUUGCCACACCUGUCUCUACUACAAGGAUGCACGGCGCUUGAAAAUCUACGUAUUGAAGAUACUCUGGGCACGACCAACCUUGAGAAGACCCAGAAUGAUGUGUUUUUAGAUAUGGUCAGCUGGUUGAGAAAUUGCAGCAAUAUACGCCGCAUCAGCUUCAGUAGGCUUCAGUCAGCUUCCGCCAUCAUCACUCCACUAUGCUUGGAUCCAACUAUCAAGAUACGUCAACUAGAACUAAAUCAAGGCGCUUACGUGCCAAAAGACUGUCAGACCUUCCACCAAGCGCUGGCCAAUCAGGCAUCUUCUUUGGAGGAUCUAUCUCUUACCGGCGAUACGGACGGGAUGUUUCGAGAUGAUAUCGACAUCAUUGUCGACUCAUUGAAACAGCUCACCCAGCUACGCGAGCUGAAAUUAGUUCUUGUCCAGGAAGUCUUCCACGAUGAACAUCUCAUAUCUAUACUCGGCAACAUGAAGCUUCUAGAAGAUGUCUACAUCACUGGCAUGGAGAUCAAAGAUGAGGUUCUAGACUGUGUUGCCAAACUCGACAAUCUAAAGAGCGUCUCAUUCUCAGGAAUAUCGAAGUUCACGACUGACGGUCUACUUGAAUUCGUUUCAGAACUUGGACCUGGAAACAGAGGCAUCCGCGUCAUGGUCGAUAUGGCGGACCCUGAGACCUUGUUAUCUGAUGAAGAGGUAAACCUUGUCCGUGAGAGCCUCUGGGAGAAGGCUGGUGGUACAUUGGAAUAUAUCCCAUUCAAAGAUCCAAACGUUCCGGACUUCGAUGAAUCAGAUUCAGACUAGACUAGCGACGUUUGUUGCGGCAAAUCAGGGAUGGUCACGUUGAAGCAUGCAUUGUUAGGAGUGCCAUGGCCUGGUGCACUAGAUUGUUCGAGUAUGGAGUUUGCGUCUUGGAUAUUAUUGGUGUCUAGGUUACGGGUCUAAAAUGUUGGAGUAAUGAAGCUCGAUCUUCACCAAGUCUAUUGGUGGGCUGGGCAGGGAGUCUUACGCGCCCAAUCUGUAGAAACAUACGAUCCUAAUAGGAACGGUUUUAUUCGAUUGUUAUGAAG
Molecule: messenger RNA, 1950 nt
Organism: Aaosphaeria arxii CBS 175.79
Lineage: Eukaryota; Fungi; Ascomycota; Dothideomycetes; Pleosporales
Exons: 7
Coding region: 41-1684 (547 amino acids)
Source: RefSeq, a predicted model, not a curated record